This is a messenger RNA of Lontra canadensis (Northern American river otter), 7494 nucleotides long. RefSeq names its product pericentriolar material 1 (gene PCM1). The transcript has 44 exons. The coding region runs from base 591 to 7160 and encodes 2189 amino acids. NCBI's taxonomy places the organism in Eukaryota, Metazoa, Chordata, Mammalia, Carnivora, Mustelidae. Gene Ontology annotation, cellular component: centrosome; centriolar satellite; ciliary basal body. Gene Ontology annotation, biological process: cilium assembly; intraciliary transport involved in cilium assembly; microtubule anchoring at centrosome. The record is from RefSeq and is a predicted model, not a curated record.
AGAGCGUUGAUCGCACUGCGGCUCCCGCCCCGGCGAGUUCUCGCCCCCGCGCGGCCGUUGCCGAGGAGACGGCGCAGUCUCACGCCGCGUUGCCCCCUCUGCAGUCCCCCCCCCCUCCCGCCCUCUUCUCCCACCACAAUGAGAUCCUAAGAUGGCGGUGGCUGCGGCGGUUGGCGCCGAGUAGCUAAGGUAGAGAAGGCGGCCAUUGGGCCCUAGGCAGCCAGGGAACUUGUGGGCGCUCCCAGCUGCAGUUUCUAAGGGAGGACCGCUGCCGGUGGCGGAUCGUAGGGCCUGACCGCUACUCCACCCUUGGCAGGACCGGCUGCUUCGUUUACAGGCAACAACUUUGAAGUGUGAAGCAGGAAAGGAGCCGUUUCUGAGCUGUAAAACUAGUUUUUAAACAGGUACUUGACUAUCUUAAGUACAGAGAAGAAAUUGAGAAGUUCCUCAAAUGAAACUGACUAAACAACACAUAAAACCAGAUACUUAAGCAUUUUCUUCUCAGUUUCCAUUAGAAGUGCUUAGUACAUUUGAACACUGUAUGAAGACUUUCAAAACAGUGUACCAGAAAAUUAAUUGGUAAAACCAGGAUGGCCACAGGAGGAGGUCCUUUUGAAGAAGGCGUGAAUGAUCAGGAUUUACCAAACUGGAGCAAUGAGGGUGUUGAUGACCGACUCAACAAUAUGGAUUGGGGUGGCCAACAGAAGAAAGCAAAUAAAUCAUCAGAAAAGAAUAAGAAAAAGCUUGGUGUCGAAAGUGAUAAAAGGGUAACUAAUGAUAUUUCUCCGGAGUCAUCACCAGGAGUUGGAAGGCGAAGAACAAAGACUCCACAUUCGUUUCCACAUAGUAGAUAUGUGACUCAGAUGUCUGUUCCAGAGCAGGCAGAAUUAGAGAAACUUAAACAGCGGAUAAACUUCAGUGAUUUAGAUCAGAGAAGCAUUGGAAGUGAUUCUCAAGGUAGAGCAACAGCUGCUAACAACAAACGUCAGCUUAGUGAAAACCGAAAGCCCUUCAACUUUUUGCCUAUGCAGAUUAAUACUAACAAGAGCAAAGAUGCUGCUAUAAGUCCUCCAAAGAGAGAAGUGGUUGGUUCAGCACAAUGUAAAGAGUUGUUCGCCUCUGCUUUAAGUAAUGACCUUUUGCAAAACUGUCAAGUCUCUGAAGAAGAUGGAAGAGGAGAGCCUGCAAUGGAAAGCAGCCAGAUUGUAAGCAGGCUUGUUCAGAUUCGUGAUUAUAUUACUAAAGCUAGUUCCAUGCGGGAAGAUCUUGUAGAGAAAAAUGAAAGAUCUGCUAAUGUUGAGCGCCUUACUCAUCUAAUAGAUCACCUUAAAGAACAAGAAAAGUCAUAUAUGAAAUUUCUCCAAAAAAUCCUUGCUAGAGAAAAUGAGGAGGAGGAUGUUCGGACUAUAGAUUCAGCUGUGGGAUCUGGUUCUGUAGCUGAGAGCACAUCGCUAAACAUAGAUGUGCAGUCUGAGGCUUCAGAUACCACGGAGGCAUCUUUUAGUCUGAGAAUUCGGCCGUGCAUUGAGGACAAACUAGGGAAUUCAGCUUCACAAGAACAGGUUUCAGACAUUGACGUUACCACAAGUCCAAAAGGGAAAGGUGACAGACCUCCUCAGAAUGGCAGGGAACUGAGGCCUAAUAGGAAAUAUAGCCGAAAACGUGGAUUUCCCUCAAAGGCCAGAGAUCCUCAGCAGGAGCCUAUGGAAGAGAUAGAAAAUUUGAAGAAACAGCAUGACUUAUUAAAAAGGAUGUUACAACAGCAGGAGCAGCUGAGAGCUCUGCAGGGACGACAGGCUGCGCUUCUUGCUCUGCAGCACAAAGCAGAGCAAGCUAUUGCUGUGAUGGAUGAUUCUGAAAAGGUUGCAGGGACAACUCCUGGCCAACAUUCUGUACCGGGCAGCCAGCCAGCUCGCUCUCCUUUUCAUCAGAGAGUACCCUUAAGAGUUGUAACAGAAACUACAGGUAGCCUAUCUGGAGUUAGUAUCACCUCUGAACUAAAUGAAGAAUUGAAUGAUUUAAUUCAGCGUUUUCAUAAUCAGCUUCGUGAUUCUCAGCCUCCAACUGUUCCAGACAAUAGAAGACAAGCAGAAAGUCUUUCAUUAACUAGGGAGGUUUCUCAGAGCCGGAAUCCUUCAGUUUCAGAACACUUACCUGAUGAGAAAGUACAGCUUUUUAGCAAAAUGAGAGUAUUACAGGAAAAGAAACAAAAAAUGGACAAACUGCUUGGAGAACUUCAUACACUUCGAGAUCAACAUCUGAACAAUUCAUCGUUUGUGCCUUCUUCAUCCUCUCCACAAAGAACUGUGGAUCAGAGAAGUACACCUUCAGCUCCCUCUGCGCCUUUAGGCUUAGCACCAGUUGUCAAUGGAGAAUCCAAUAGCUUCACGUCAUCUGUUCCUUAUCCUGCUGCUUCUCUAGUUUCUCAGAAUGAGAGUGAAAAUGAAGGACAUCUGAAUCCAACUGAAAAACUCCAGAAGUUAAAUGAAGUUCGAAAGAGAUUGAAUGAACUGAGAGAAUUAGUCCAUUAUUAUGAACAAACAUCAGAUAUGAUGACAGAUGCUGUUAAUGAAAACACAAAAGAUGAAGAAACUGAAGAGUCAGAUUAUGAUUCUGAACAUGAAAACUCUGAACCUGUUACUAACAUUCGAAAUCCACAAGUAGCUGCAACUUGGAAUGAAGUAAAUAGUAAUUCUAAUGCACAGUGUGUUUCUAAUAAUAGAGAAGGGAGAUCAGUUAAUUCUAAUUGUGAAAUUAACAACAGAUCUGCUGCCAACAUAAGGGCUCUGAACAUGCCUCCAUCUUUAGCAGAUUGUCACUAUAAUAGAGAAGGAGAACAGGGGAUUCAUGGUGCACAAGGUGAAGAUGAUGAAGAAGAAGAAGAUGAAGCAGAAGAUGAGGGAGUCAGUGGGGCUUCAUUAACUAGUCACAGGAGCAGUCUGGUUGAUGAGGCUCCAGAAGAUGCUGAAUUUGAACAGAAGAUCAAUAGACUUAUGGCUGCAAAACAGAAACUGAGACAGUUACAAGAUCUUGUUGCUAUGGUACAGGAUGAUGAUGCAGCAGAUCAUGGAGUUAUCUCUACCAAUACUUCAAAUUUGGAUGAUUUCUACCCAGCAGAAGAUGACAACAAACAAAAUGCAAAUAACACUAGAGGAAAUGCCAAUAAAACACAGAAAGAUGCUGGAAUAAAUGAGAAGGCACGAGAGAAAUUUUAUGAGGCUAAACUACAGCAGCAACAGAGAGAACUCAGACAAUUGCAGGAAGAAAGAAAGAAACUGAUUGAGAUUCAAGAGAAAAUUCAAGCAUUGCAGAAGGCAUGUCCUGACUUACAGCUGUCUGCCACUAGUGCGGGUAAUUGUCCCACCAAAAAAUAUAUCCCAGCUGUUACUUCAACCCCAGCUGUUAACGGAAAUGAAACUGGUACAAGCAAAUCUGGUUUUGAGCCUGAAGAUUCUUCAGUAGUAGAUAAUGAGCUGUGGUCAGAAAUGCGAAGACAUGAGAUGUUAAGGGAAGAGCUACGACAGAGGCGAAAGCAGCUUGAAGCGCUCAUGGCGGAACAUCAGAGGAGGCAAGGUCUAGCUGAAACUACAUCUCCUAUGGCUGUGUCAUUGAGAAGUGAUGGAUCUGAGAACCUGUGUACACCUCAGCAGAGUAGAACAGAAAAAACAAUGGCAACUUGGGGCGGUUCUACUCAGUGUGCACUGGAUGAAGAAGGAGAUGAAGAUGGUUAUCUUUCUGAAGGAGUCGUUCGGACGGAUGAGGAGGAGGAAGAAGAAGAGCAAGAUGCCAGUUCCAAUGAUAACUUUUCUGUGUAUCCUCCUAACAGUGCAAAUCAUAACUCUUACAAUGUAAAAGAAACUAAGAAUAGGUGGAAGAACAAUCGCCCUUUUUCAGCAGAUGGAAAUUAUCGUCCUUUAGCUAAGACAAGACAGCAGAAUAUCAGCAUGCAGCGUCAGGAAAACCUUCGCUGGGUGUCAGAACUCUCUUAUGUAGAGGAGAAAGAACAAUGGCAAGAACAAAUUAAUCAGCUAAAGAAACAACUUGAUUUCAGUGUCAAUAUUUGUCAGACUUUGAUGCAAGACCAGCAGACGCUAUCUUGUCUGCUACAAACUCUUCUCACGGGUCCUUACAGUGUGAUGCCAAGCAAUGUUGCCUCCCCCCAGGUACACCUUAUCAUGCACCAGUUGAACCAGUGCUAUACUCAGCUAACAUGGCAACAGAAUAAUGUGCAAAGGUUGAAACAAAUGCUAAAUGAACUUAUGCGCCAACAAAAUCAGCACCCAGAAAAACCUGGAAGCAAGGAAAGAGGCAGCAGUGCAUCACACCCUUCUUCUCCCAGUUUAUUUUGUCCUUUCAGCUUUCCACCACAGCCUGUAAAUCUGUUUAACCUACCCGGAUUUACUAAUAUUUCAUCAUUUACACCAGGUAUGAAUUUCAGCCCUUUAUUUCCUUCUAAUUUUGGAGAUUUUUCUCAGAAUAUUUCUACACCCACUGAACAGCAGCAACCAUUAGCCCAGAACUCUUCAGGGAAAACAGAAUAUAUGGCUUUUCCAAAACCUUUUGAAAGCAGUUCUUCUGUUGGAGCAGAAAAACAAAGGAAUCAAAAACAGCCUGAAGAGGAGGUGGAAAACAGUAGGACACCAUGGUUAUAUGACCAAGAAGGUGAUGUAGAAAAACCAUUUAUCAAAACUGGAUUUCCAGUGUCUGUAGAGAAAACUACAAAUAGUAAUCGCAAAAAUCAAUUAGACACCAGCCGGAGAAGACGCCAGUUUGAUGAAGAGUCAUUAGAAAGCUUUAGCAGUAUGCCUGACCCAGUGGAUCCAACAACAGUAACCAAAACAUUCAAGACAAGGAAAGCAUCUGCACAGGCCAGCCUGGCAUCUAAAGAUAAAACUCCUAAAUCAAAGAGUAAGAAAAGGCAUUCUACUCAGCUGAAAAGCAGAGUUAAAAAUAUUGGGUAUGAAAGUGCCAGUAUGUCUAGCACAUGUGAACCUUGCAAAAGUAGGAACAGACAGUCAGCCCAGACUGAAGAGCCUGUUCAAGCAAAAGUAUUCAGCAGAAAGAAUCAUGAGCAGCUGGAAAAAAUAAUAAAAUGUAGUAGGUCUACAGAAAUAUCUUCAGCACAUGCUAGGAGAAUACUACAGCAGUCUAACAGAAAUGCAUGCAAUGAAGCGCCAGAAACUGGGAGUGAUUUUUCCAUGUUCGAAGCUUUGCGGGAUACUAUUUAUUCUGAAGUGGCUACAUUAAUUUCUCAAAAUGAAUCUCGUCCACAUUUUCUAAUUGAACUCUUCCAUGAACUUCAGCUACUUAAUACAGACUACUUGAGACAAAGGGCUUUAUAUGCAUUGCAGGACAUAGUAUCCAGACAUAUUUCUGAGAACCAUGAAAAAGAAGGAGAAAAUGUAAAAUCAGUGAAUUCUGGUACUUGGAUAGCAUCAAACUCAGAACUUACCCCCAGUGAAAGCCUUGCUACCACUGAUGAUGAAACUUUUGAGAAGAACUUUGAGAGAGAAACACAUAAAAUAAGUGAGCAAAAUGAUGCUGAUAAUGCUAGUGUCAUGUCUGUAUCUUCAAAUUUUGAGCCUUUUGCAACAGAUGAUCUAGGUAACACUGUGAUUCACUUAGAUCAGGCAUUAGUCAGAAUGAGGGAAUAUGAGCGUAUGAAGAUUGAGGCCGAAAGUAGCACAAACAUGAGAUGCACCUGCAGGAUUCUUGAAAAUGAGGAUGGUGCUGCCGCCACAAGUACGGUUACUAACUCGGAAGAAACUCCUAUUGAAAAUCAUGGUUCACAACAACCUGUAAGUGAAGUUUCUACUGUCCCAUGCCCUAGAAUUGAUACUCAGCAGCUGGACCGGCAAAUUAAAGCCAUUAUGAAAGAAGUCAUUCCUUUCUUGAAGGAGCACAUGGAUGAAGUAUGCUCUUCUCAACUUCUAACUUCAGUAAGACGUAUGGUUUUGACUCUCACCCAGCAAAAUGAUGAGAGCAAAGAAUUUGUAAAGUUCUUUCAUAAACAACUGGGAAGUAUAUUACAGGAUUCACUGGCAAAAUUUGCUGGCAGAAAACUGAAAGACUGUGGAGAAGAUCUUCUUGUAGAGAUAUCUGAAGUGUUGUUUAAUGAAUUGGCUUUCUUUAAGCUGAUGCAGGAUUUGGAUAAUAAUAGUGUAACUGUUAAACAGAGGUGCAAAAGGAAAAUAGAAGCAGCUGGAGUAAUACAGUCUUACGCCAAAGAGGCCAAAAGGAUUCUUGAAGGAGAUCAUGGCUCACCUGCUGGAGAAAUUGAUGAUGAAGACAAAGACAAGGAUGAAACUGAAACAGUUAAGCAGACUCAGACAUCUGAGAUGUAUGGUGGUGAUGGUCCCAAAAAUGUGAGAUCGGAUGUUUCUGAUCAAGAGGAAGAUGAAGAAAGUGAAGAAUGUCCGGUGUCCAUUAACUUGUCCAAGGCUGAAACUCAGGCUUUGACUAAUUAUGGAAGUGGAGAAGAUGAGAAUGAGGAUGAAGAAAUAGAAGAAUUUGAAGAGGGGCCUGUGGAUGUCCAGACUUCACUUCAGGCUAACACCGAAGCUACAGAAGAAACGGAACAUGAUGAUCAGGUACUACAACAUGACUUUGAAAAAUCAGGAGAAAGCAAAAAUGUCCCAUCAGAACAAGAUCCCACUACUAGUAAAGAUGACCACGAUAGCACUCCUGUGAAACCCUGUUACCUCAAUAUCUUGGAAAACGAGCAACCUUUAAAUAGCGCUGUCCAACAGGACACUCUCACUACCAUUGAUUCAUCUAAGCAGCCUAACCCUUUGCCUUUACCUUUAACUGAAAUCGAAACCUUGGUGCCUACAGUCAAAGAAGUUAAAUCUGCUCAGGAAACUCCUGAGAGCUCUCUGGCUGGAAGUCCUGAUACUGAAUCUCCGGUGUUAGUGAAUGACUAUGAAGCAGAAUCUGGUAACAUAAGUCAAAAAUCUGAUGAAGAAGACUUUGUGAAAGUUGAAGAUUUACCACUUAAACUGACAAUAUAUUCAGAGGCAGAUCUAAGGAAGAAAAUGCUAGAAGAAGAACAGAAAAACCAUUUAUCUGGUGAAAUACUUUGUGAAAUGCAGACUGAAGAAUUAGCUGGGAAUUCUCAGACACUAAAGGAACCUGAAACAGUGGGAGCCCAAAGCGUAUGAGAUGUCUUCUGAGACUCAUCUAACUCGCUUUACGUAGUCAAUGCAUAUAUGAACGUGGCACUAAAUAAACAUCUGUUUUGAUCUGUAUAAAAAUGUAAAUUAGUUUGACACUGCAUUCUUGAUAGGUGUGCUCAUUUCUGCCCGUGGCAGUUUAAAACAUCAGAAACUGAAUUCUGGACAGAUUGAAGCCUUGAUACGCUGUGGGGUUGUUUGUUUUUCUUCUUUCUUUCCUCUUUUUGGUCUUCAUUUUGGUUUUUUUUUUUCCUUCCUUGUGAUGUUUGGCAUCGUUAAAUUUAAGAUGUAGUUUUAAAUAAAGUUUGGACUUAUCUGUAAA